AUGGCCAACUCGACUCUAUCGGAUCCCUUGAAUUGGUUUACUUCAGUAUUGAUGACUGUGAACGCAGUCUUCGGUAUUGUAUGCAAUGUUAUAAUAAUAAACAAUGUCGCGAAAUCAGCUACAGAGAGAACAUCUUUCAAUCUCAUCUGUGCUGCUCGAGCAAUCGCUAACGUUAUUAUUCUGGGACUAGGAUUCUUGUCACUGUUUGUUCCACUCACAAUAUACGGAGAUACAUUGUUUCCUCCUGUACACCACGCGAUUGUUAUCACAAUCAUCAACAGUCUCUACACCGGAUUACAGAAUUGUGGAGUUCUAAUAGCUAUAAACAGAUUCUGUGCAAUGUUUUUCUCCAUCCAAUAUUCUAGAUACUUCACUCCAACAGUCACUUUUUUUGCAAUCCUACUGUUGCUCUCCUACAGAAUCUUCAGAAUGGGUCAAGACAUUGUUCAGAACAUUGAGACUCAAUGUUUCUCAACAUAUUCAUCAGAAUUUCUAACCUGGUUCCCCACGAGAGACCCCAAUUGCCGAAAUAAGUAUGCGGAUGUUGUAGAUGGAACAGUUAUUCUUUUGGUUGCAUUGGUACUUAUUAACAUUGCCACUUUUGUGAAGAUAUACUUGUUUUACAAAUCAACUGAAAUGGAUUCAAAAGAAAUCAGAAAUAGAAUCAGAAAGAACAGAAUAAUGUUCUCCCAAACGAUUAUUCAAGACUUGAAUUAUUGUAUUGAUAUGUUGUUCACUUUCAAAUUGAGCACAAUCUCGUCCUCCCGUAUUUGGACAUUCAUAAGUGGAAGUCUCAUAUGGGAAUGUGUUCAUUCAUCUGAUGGUCUAAUUAUGAUAAUGUUUAAUGAAAAGCUGACAUUCUUGAAAAGAAGUUUCUUCUCUGCUUCAUCACCCAGCUCAUCAGUGGCUCCUCAACAAAGUCCAGUUAUUCUCGUUUCAUCACCAAGAAGUCCGGCGCCAAUUGGCUGA
Messenger RNA from Caenorhabditis remanei, 969 nucleotides. RefSeq lists its product as uncharacterized. NCBI's taxonomy places the organism in Eukaryota, Metazoa, Nematoda, Chromadorea, Rhabditida, Rhabditidae. The record is from RefSeq and is a predicted model, not a curated record. The transcript has 7 exons. Bases 1 to 969 code for a protein of 322 amino acids.